GAAAAUACGAAUUUACUUUGCUGAAAACAUGGCGGAUUUUUGUUUGCAAAGUUGUUUCAUGUCAUUUUUUUAAAAAGAGGUAAUGUAUGCAAAAAAUGCGCGUGAUUUGUGGUUUUUCCAAAAUUUUCGUACAAUUGAACAGGGUGUAGUGUUUCUAUUGUUAAAUAGCGUGUGAAGUUUCCGGAUACAUUCGUAAAAAUAUUGGUACAGUUUUCAGUGCUAUGGCAACAACUGGCCUUAAUGGUAGUACCAGCCAUACUUUAGCUGCAGUAGCAGCAGCGCUUUUGGCCAAUGCUUCAACUACAAUUUCGGCACAUAUCGAAGAUACGGUGGUGGCGCAACCCUCCGAGUUGAUAUUUUUGCAAACUAAGUUGGCACGGGGCAUAGCAGGCAUUUUUGUAUUUGCCGCACUUUUUAUUACAUGCACCCAGAUUUACCAUCACCUUCGAUGGUACACAAACCCUGCCGAACAAAGAUGGAUUGUCAGGAUCUUAUUUAUAGUACCAAUUUAUGCGAUAUACUCCUGGAUUAGUUUACUCUUCUUCAAUUCUGGAAGUUACUAUGUCUAUUUCUUUACUAUAAGAGAUUGUUAUGAGGCGUUUGUGAUAUACAAUUUCUUGUCGCUAUGUUAUGAAUAUUUGGGAGGGGAGGGCAAUAUCAUGUCUGAAAUAAGGGGCAAACCAAUAAGGUCCAGUUGCCUGUUUGGUACAUGCUGUCUUAGCGGGAAAACCUAUACCAUUGGUUUUCUACGGUUUUGCAAACAAGCGACCCUCCAAUUUUGUCUGGUGAAGCCUCUCAUGGCUUUUGUAAUUAUAUUUUUGCAAAUAUUCGGACACUACCACGAUGGCGAUUGGAGACCUGAUGGAGGAUAUCUCUACACUACAAUCAUCUAUAACAUUUCAAUUUCCCUUGCUCUUUAUGGACUUUUUUUAUUUUAUUUUGCCACGCGUGAUCUCUUGACCCCAUUCGAACCAGUACUCAAAUUUUGUACUGUAAAAUCUGUGAUUUUCUUGUCUUUUUGGCAAGGUGUUGGUCUUGCCAUCUUAGAAAAGGCGGAGGUCAUUUCACCCAUCAUUGACAGUAGCGGCAUUCCCACCUCGGCUGGUACGGUGUCCGCAGGGUACCAGAAUUUUCUAAUUUGCAUUGAGAUGUUUUGCGCUGCCAUCGCCCUGAGAUAUGCGUUUCCUCACAGGGUGUACUCUCAGGGUUGUGUAACAGAUUCGAGGGGCAGAUCUGUUACCAUGCAGAGUAUCUCAAGUAGCCUUAAGGAAACAAUGAAUCCCAAGGAUAUAAUGACAGAUGCCAUUCACAAUUUCCAUCCGCAGUAUCAGCAAUACACUCAGUAUAGUUCGGGUGGCAAAAAUGGCAGAGGCAUCCGGCUGUCACAGUACGACCCAGACGAUCCGAUGAGCCCCAGUGGUGGCACAGUACCGCAUUCAUACAAUAGUCUAGAUAAUCCGUCGAAACCACCCAUGAGUUUAAGCUCAAAAGUUUCAUCCAUUAUUCAGAACUACACUGAAAAAACGAUGCUCCUCAGUUCCGACGAGGAAAACUAAUUAUUAUCCUUACUCGAGUUAUAUAAAUUGUUGUAGAUACAUACAUAGUCUAUUAUAAAGCCUUGUUGUUACCGUUAUUUUAUUAAUAGGCAAAUGUCAAUCAACACAUUGUCACCACUAACUAGCAGGUAAAACAGGUAUUAAUAGGUAAAACAAAAAUGAUUUUGUGGGAUUUAGGAACUGUUACUUUUCACUCCAAAACGAAUUCCUGUUUUGUUAAACUCGAAAUUUUCAUUAUUAAACGUAAAGUUUUGACAACAGGGCUUUGCGUAACAUAAUUUUUAUUAUAUCUAAUAAAUGUUUUUGGUGUUUGAAAGUUUUACGUAUUUCUGGAACGACGCUGAAGGAUCAGUAAGUCAUGGAAUUGUUUACCAUGUUACACCAGCGAUCGAAAUCAGAAAUAUCUAGGACAGGAAUAGUUUUUAUAUUUCCUUUAAUUUUUGGUUCAACGGAUCAACUCUAUAAAAUUGACAUCAGGAUUUUGUCGUUAAUAUUUAGAAAUUUUUUUGGUUCUCAGAGAUUAGGAAAAGGCACAGUGCGCUGAAUAAAAUUAUGCUUUUUGUGUUGUGGUUUGUCAUAGAAAUUGGGAAAAAGAGAGAAAGGGAAAUUACAUUAUAUUUUUGUAUUCGCAAAAUUCCUCUUGGUACUAGUCAAAUUCUGAGUAUUAUUUAAAUUGUUUGGAAUUGUUAAUUUUUCGUUUGUCUUAAUGCGUCAUAAUAAUCGAUAAUCAAUCAUAAAAUAUCAAAAAGUCUGCAAGAAAUGUUGUAUAUUCGCUUAAUUUAAUUGUCUCGAGGCUCAGCAAAAAGAUAUUGAAGCUCAUUCUAAAGCUCAAUACUUUUAGAAUCAACGUCAAAAAUCAAUUGUUUCUAAAAAAUGUGCUUCGAAAUGCGAUUAAUUUGACAGUAUUAUCUUUUUUAUGGUUACUAGAGUUUAUUUUAUUUUUGUACUUAUUUUAGCGAAAUAUACUGGUUGAUUUUAGUUUC
This is a messenger RNA of Cylas formicarius (sweet potato weevil), 2539 nucleotides long. It is a transcript of the gene Tmep, whose product is annotated as transmembrane protein 184B. NCBI's taxonomy places the organism in Eukaryota, Metazoa, Arthropoda, Insecta, Coleoptera, Brentidae. Bases 222 to 1556 code for a protein of 444 amino acids. The record is from RefSeq and is a predicted model, not a curated record. The transcript has 8 exons. Gene Ontology annotation, molecular function: transporter activity. Gene Ontology annotation, biological process: transport.